CACGACUCAAGACCUUUACAUGAGGACCUCUGCACACAGAUAUGCAUAUUGAAUCCUGAUGUUACAUUCACUGAAUGUUUUCUCACACUCCACCCUUUGCAAAACCGACCUCUGGAUUGUAUUCAGUCCGUCAUUUUUGCCAUGGAAUAUAUCAGGGGUGUCCAAGAAAGUUUGCCAUUGUAAGGUGCAGCCUUUCAUUCAGCAUUCCAUUCCAUUUUAGCCUGCUGUUUCUAAUCUUCAUUUAGCAUUUUUGAAAGCAUCAAUUUAUUAUCGAGAGCUUUUCCUCUCUGGGUUGCCAAGCAAAAUGGGGCGAUGCUCUUGAACCCUGAGAUACAAUGUUAAAUCUUAAUGUGUUAAUUGGAGGGAGUUGUGCAUUUCUCGACUGACGAGAGAGACUACGACUGUAAAAACAGUGAGCAAGGGGGAGCGAGGGAGAUUGUGGGUGUGUUGGUGCGUGAGAGGAAAAGAGCGAGAAAGCGUAGGGGAGGGAGAGAGGAGAGAAAUAAAAACAGCACAAGAAGGACAGCAGGCAGAACGGAGGAUUAAAUCCUUCUGAGGUUUCGCCAUGUUCCUGCACACUGUCUCCAUCCUCAUCCUCACUGCCAUGCUUUUCGGCAACCUGGAAGGUAAGGGUGUCCAAAUGCAGAGAGAUGUUCAGUGCUGUAUGCAGUACUCACAUGGCAAGGUCCGGACCAAAGAUGUCCUGAGGUUUGAGGUGCAGACCGAGGGGCCAGACUGCAGCAUAAAAGCCAUCAUAUUGUACACCAAAAAGGCGGUAAAGUGUGCCGAUCCAAGGGACAGGAAGGUGAAGAGGUUACUACGGAAACUGUUCCAGAGGCAGGGAGCCAAAGCCCGCAGGACCAUGUGGCUACAUCCGCAUAUUACUCUCCCUGUGAUGUCGGAGAUCGAUGUUGUUGAUUCCCAAAAGAUGAACAAGGAUUUUCCAAAAUUACAAUAAAGAAAAUGAAUGGACCAAGUGAAGAGUGAGGAAGUAAAUGGUGAUCCGCGAAACUCCAGCCUUCUCUUGUGUAUCACUGUUUUUUUCUUAUAUGGAUAAGACAAUAUAUGUAGACUCAUACCUUAUCAUUACCAAACAGUAUGUUAUCUAGAUAUAUUGUGAUAUUUAGAUGUCCUCUCAAAUGACUGUUAAUCUAUAUGCCAAAGUAUUCUUCUUUGAGACUUGUUACAAUAAGGUUGUUCAUAAUCUCUGCAGCUAUGUAUAGUCUCUAUAAUUUAUAUUCUCUUCUAUAGAGUCCAGUAAAGCUGGUAUGACUGUUCUUCACCAAUUUAUAGUGCAAUUACAGAUUAUCUUGUGUAUGUUAAAACACAACUGAUUUUUAUAUAUAAUAAAUACAUUGAAAACACAGAAAAUGUUAUUGUUUUUUUAUUUUAACAGACAGCAGCAACAGCUUGGAUGUCUUUCUAACUUGAUCAUACUGAAGAAAUGUAAAGAAAUAUGUGAUCCUGUCUGUGAAAAACAAGCUAAAGUCAUUUAUUGUUUUCUACAUAAAAUCAUCUUACAUAAUGUAAAGAGCAUUCUGUGAAAAUAUAACAUUGAUAUAUUGACCGAGGUCAAACUUUGAUGCUCCUAAUCUCAUCAUUAGAUUAAAACUUUAACCUGGGUUUCACAGAAACGGUCACAUACAUGUGCUUGUAUGGUACCUAAUGAAAUAUCUAAGCCAAAUCUUAAGUCAGAUUGCUCUGAAAUGUUGCAUUUUAUUUGUUAAAAAUACUUUUGUGUUUUUAUUUAAUUUGUUUUAUGUGGCUAUUUAAAUUUGUUGGAAAAUGUUAUAAUCUUAUUUUAUUGUACUAAUAAACCACUUUAGGUCCAAUCCUAAAUAUUGGGUUAUUGCAAAGUACCAAUAGCUUUUAAUCAUAACUAUUGUAAUCCUAAAGCACUUCUUAAUCCUUUCUUAUGGAAUCAAUGUUUAGUUUAAAUUUGUAAUGAAUGACAAAUAUUUAAAACAUGUUUUUUUUUGUUUUUUUUGUAAAAAUGGCUUGUAAUUGCCUUGGGCUAGCAAUAUAUAAAUUUUAUUUAAAUGAUUUUGAUUUAAAGUCCAAUGCAAGUGUAAGUAUAAUUUAACAAGCUAAUAAAAAGAUUUCUAUCAGCAUGAUAAAUAUCUCCAUGGCCAAUGAGUGGACUGUUUUGAAUUUUAUAUCCAUGCAUUGUCUGACCAC
Molecule: messenger RNA, 2178 nt
Organism: Paramisgurnus dabryanus
Lineage: Eukaryota; Metazoa; Chordata; Actinopteri; Cypriniformes; Cobitidae
Gene: ccl44
Product: chemokine (C-C motif) ligand 44
Biological process (GO): immune response
Cellular component (GO): extracellular region
Molecular function (GO): chemokine activity
Source: RefSeq, a predicted model, not a curated record